Messenger RNA from Leptinotarsa decemlineata (Colorado potato beetle), 1748 nucleotides. Its product is annotated as CWF19-like protein 1. Gene Ontology annotation, molecular function: RNA lariat debranching enzyme activator activity. NCBI's taxonomy places the organism in Eukaryota, Metazoa, Arthropoda, Insecta, Coleoptera, Chrysomelidae. The record is from RefSeq and is a predicted model, not a curated record. Gene Ontology annotation, cellular component: post-mRNA release spliceosomal complex. Gene Ontology annotation, biological process: mRNA splicing, via spliceosome.
CUAAUGCAUUAUAUUGUAUGAUUUAGGGUUAUCAUUUUCGUUUUAUUCAGAAAAAUAAAAAUAUUAAAAAAUUAUUGUCCGAAGAAGGUACCUAUAACAGUAAUGUUGUAGAUAAGAACUUUGUACUAUUGGUGAGAGAAAUGACUGACAAACAGAAAAUUUUGGUUUGUGGUGAUGUGGAAGGAAAAUUUGAUGCUCUUUUCAAGCGAAUUGAAGCUAUCAUAAAAAAAUCAGGACCUUUUGACAUGUUGUUAUGCGUUGGAAAUUUUUUUGGAAUCAACAAUAAGGAAUUCAUUCCUUAUAAAACUGGUGAUAAGAAAGUUCCCGUUAUCACAUAUAUUUUGGGGCCAAAUAAGGAAGAUCAUUUAAGAGAGUAUCCUUCAGACGAAUCUGAGUUUGAAUUGUGCCCUAACGUUUAUUAUUUAGGUAAACGUGGGGUGUACACAGACAGCAAGGGUCUCAAAAUAGCUUAUAUAAGUGGAUUAUCAGGGACCGACUCUGUUGGACCAUGGACUUAUUCCGAAAAAGAAGUUUCUGAACUUUGUGAUGUGUGCCUCAAAGGAAACCCUUCGUUCAGAGGUGUAGAUAUUUUGCUGUCAUCUCAGUGGCCAUCUAAUAUUAUUGCCGGGGAUUCAAAAGAGGUUUCAUUAUCAGUGAAAGCCACCAGUGAUCUACCUAGUUAUCUGUGUAUGAAACUCAAACCGAGGUACAUUAUCAGUGGCAUCGAAGGCGUAUUUUAUGAAAGGCCACCUUUCAGAUGUCCGAAUUUGGGAGAUCAUGAUGUUACCAUGGAAACUGUUUCUCGAUUCAUAGCACUGGCAAGGGUCAGUAAUGCAAAUAAACAAAAAUGGAUAUAUGCACUGAGUCUGACACCACUAGACAAAAUGAAACUGAGUGAACUAUUACAGAAGACAGUAGACGAGACACUUUGUCCCUUCAAUUUCUAUGAUUUGGAAAGUAAAAUUUUCAACAGCAAAAGGAAAUAUUCAGGGCCCAGUCAGUAUUUUUAUGAUAUGAAUGCCUCAAACAAUGCAAGUAAAAGUACUAAAAAAAAUAAUAAGAAACCCAGAAUUGAAUUCGAUCAAAGUAAAUGUUGGUUUUGUCUUGCAAGCCCCUCAGUGGAAAAACACCUCAUUAUUUCAGUUGGAACUUCAGCUUACUUGGCACUUGCAAAAGGUGCCCUUGUGGAAGAACAUUUUCUUAUAUGUCCAAUAGAGCACUACCAGAGUAGCAUAGGUCAACCAAUAGAGGUAUUGGAAGAAAUUGAGAAAUUCAAGGAUUCCCUUCGCAAGUUUUAUGACCGAGAUGGAAAAAUUCCAGUAUUUUUUGAAAGAAACUACAAAACUUCUCACAUGCAACUUCAGGCAGUUCCCAUACCGAAAAAUGCUAUGAAGAAUUUAAAAGACAUAUUUUUAGAAGAAUCAGAAUGCCAGGGAUUCAGAUUGGACAUUCUUGAUAAUCAUAAUCGUUUAGAUCAAGUACUGCCUCCAAAAGCACCAUAUUUCACCGUUGAACUACCAGAUGGUACUUUGAUGUAUACAAAGAUUGAAAAGUCUACUCAAUUUCCUUUGAAUUUUGCUAGAGAAAUUCUUGCUUCAGGACCGAUCCUGAAUGUUUCCAAUAGGACUGAAUGGAAAGAAUGUUUGUUAGAAAAGAAAGAAGAAGAAACGUUGGUUAUGAGGUUGAGAACAGACUUUGAACCUUUUGAUUUUACUCUGUAACAUUUCCGUAUUUAUUCACCAUAUAUA